Molecule: messenger RNA, 7820 nt
Organism: Dunckerocampus dactyliophorus (ringed pipefish)
Lineage: Eukaryota; Metazoa; Chordata; Actinopteri; Syngnathiformes; Syngnathidae
Product: adhesion G protein-coupled receptor B1-like
Exons: 32
Coding region: 462-5042 (1526 amino acids)
Biological process (GO): engulfment of apoptotic cell; negative regulation of angiogenesis; cell surface receptor signaling pathway
Cellular component (GO): plasma membrane; postsynaptic density; dendrite
Molecular function (GO): G protein-coupled receptor activity
Source: RefSeq, a predicted model, not a curated record
UAUAAAACACCAGAAGAAGGCCACACGCUACACUGAGACUGAACACACUUUGCAGCGCCACAAGCGAGAAGACUCCGAAGCCGGGAGUAGAAGUACCAACAUUGAUCCUGGAGCUCAGACUACACGCCGUUUUGUUCUCCGGACUGUCUACUGGAGCUCCGUUUCAACCCAGAUUCAUCUCAACCUGCGCUAUACGCCAGCUUCUCUGGAUAUAGCUGCUACAAAGUUGGUAGUAAACUCUUUGGAGUUUGGUUCGAGUCGCAUUUUUAAAAAAAACAUUGACUUGCUUGUGAAAGUGGGCUGCACUGAAACUUGGGACUGACCCGCUCGGGUCGGGAGAGGACCUGGCGCAUCUUUUUUGACGCAGAACAGCAAGAAAGUUUCGGCCAGAUACACUCCGAGGAACGGACGUAAAGUUGAGUGAAGCGCUCCCUCAUCACUGACAAGGUUAAGCUGACCCAAUGGCGUCGUCAGCUCUUUCAGGGCCCUCUGUGGCUCUUCUCCUGCUCUUCUUCACUUCGACCUCCUGCACACCCUCCGGGCCAGCCUCUGCCACCUGCGCGACCCUCGAACAGAGUCGCUUCUUUGGCGUUUUCUCCUCCACGACGACCCUUCCUUCGGCACCGUGCUCCUGGACCCUGCAGAACCCCGACCCCCGCCGCUACACCGUCUACAUGAAGAUCACCAAGCCGACUGACUCCUGCGUGCCGAGGCAGAUAAGGACCUUCCAGUUUGACUCCUUCAUUGAGACGUCCCGCACUUACCUGGGCAUGGAGAGCUACGACGAAGUAGUCAGGCUGUGCGACGCCUCAACCACCGUCACCUACCUGGAAUCCAGCAAGCAGUUCCUGCAGAUCCGCAAAGUGGCCCAGAACAACGGCCUGGAGAUUGCGCACAGCGAGAAUGACGUCAGCGAGUUCAAGGCUGAGUUUCUCGUGGUGGGAAAGAGGAACCCAAGUAUGCCCGCCUGCCAGAUGCUGUGCCAGUGGCUGGAGAAGUGCCUGUCCAGCAGCACCCACGAGUACCCCUGCGGUAUCAUGAAUACACCUUGCCAGUGCUGGGAGGCCCCAAAAAGGAAGCCGGGGAGCUGCUACAGGGGUGGCGUCUAUGUUGAGAAAUGCCUUCCAGUGCCAAGAGACAAUGGCCGCAAUGCUGAGAUCAUUAAAGGCUGGGCUGGUUGGAGCCGCUGGUCUGUAUGCAGCCAGGAAUGCGGGGGUGGCGUCCAGGUGCGCAGUCGUACCUGUCAACCAGAUGAUGCCGUCUGUGAGGGCACCGUUGAAGAAGGGCGGCCAUGCAACCCACAAGCCUGCAUAGGCAAAGAGCGUACCAAAAGCCAGGGUCUGCGGGCCAUUAUUGGUCUGAGGAGAGACCACGCUGAUGAUUCUGGCCUUGGAGUUGUUGCAACUCAAACCGCAAACACUAAGACAGAUGAGUGGUCCCCUUGGACUGGAUGUUCAGUGACUUGUGGAGAGGGUUGGCAAAGCCGCACCCGUGUCUGCGCAACUUCCUCCUUCACUACCCAGUGCACCGGACCCCUGCGCGAGAACAGGCCCUGCAACAACACCGCCAUCUGCCCAGUUGAUGGAGCCUGGGAUGAAUGGACCCCCUGGAGCCUGUGCUCAUCUACAUGCGGUCGAGGUUACCGUGACCGUUCCCGUACUUGCAAGCUGCCCCAGAACGGAGGAGAGCCUUGCAACGGCCCUUCAAGACAGAACAAGCUCUGCAACAUUGCUGUAUGCCCUGUGGACGGACACUGGAAUGACUGGUCAGCGUGGAGCCCAUGCUCUGCCUCAUGCUCCAACGGUACCAUGCAGAGAACAAGAGAAUGCAAUGGCCCAUCCUACGGGGGCUCAGAGUGCCAGGGCAGCUGGAAAGAGGCUGUCAACUGCUUUCUGAAAGAGUGUCCAGUUGAUGGACGCUGGCACGCGUGGACCUCAUGGGGCAGCUGCAGCAAGACUUGCGGUGGUGGCAUCCAGCAGAGACAAAGAGUUUGCGAAGGUCCUUUCUUCGGCGGGGAGCCUUGCCCUGGUGAAAGAGGAGAGCAGAGACGCUGCAAUGAGAAGAGAUGUCCCGAGCCCCAUGAGAUUUGCCCUGAGCAGAACGCUGGAGAUGUUGUGUGGAAGAAGACCCCUGCCGGUGACAUGGCUGCCAUCUCCUGUCCGGCUGAUGCUGCAGGUCUGAUUCUUCGCCGCUGUAGUCUUAACGCUGUCGGUCUGGCUACCUGGGAGAGCCCAACUUACAUCAAGUGUGUCUCCAAGAACUAUGAGAACAUUCAGAUCCUGUCGAGGAACUACAGCGCCAAAGCACAGAUGGCGCAAAGCGUGGACGGCAUCGCUGAAGUGAUUUCCCGUCUGAGGUUCUUAACCGAUGAGGGCGCCACGUACAGCGGCGACCUCCUGGCUGUCAUGGACAUCCUGAAGAACACCACCGAGCUGUACAAGGCGACCAGGCUGAGACUGAGCAAUGCAGAUGUUGAGAACUACGUCCAGACCAUCAGUAACUUGCUGAAGGAAGAACAUCACGACAAAUGGGAAGAGGCACAGCUGAUGGGCGCCAGCGUUAAGGAGUUCUUCCGUCUUGUCGAGGACUCAGUGAACAUGCUCGGUAUGCAAAUGAGCGGCUUCCAGGACAUUUAUGAAGUCACUGAGAAUUUAGUGCUGAGCAUCCACAAGCGGCCGACGACAACAAGCUCCAACUUCACUUUCCCGGCAAAGGGCUGGAGGGGCAUGUUGGACUGGGUCAGGACCUCUGAGGAGAAAAUUUCAGUUUCCAGAGACGCUCUAGCCAUUGAGCAAACUGAUGGCAAUGAUGCAUUUGUGACUGGCAUCGUCCUGUACAGAAACCUUAGUUCUUUCCUCUCCUUUCAGAGCAACAGCACUCUGCUCAAUUCAAAAGUGGUCACGGUGAUCGUCAAGCCCACCCCUGCGCUCGUGUCUUCACCUGUUGAGAUCGAGUUCCCCCACCUCCACAAUGGCACCAUGAAUGAGACCUGCCUCUCUUGGGACGAGAGCGAAACAUCCUCCCUGCUUGGAUCGUGGUCUGCUCGGAGCUGCAGAGCCGUCCCCGUUCAUUCGUUCCGAACCAAAUGCGUGUGUGACAGCCUCUCCACCUUCGCCAUUUUAGCACACACCAACUUCGACUCGAUCAUGGACAAGGCGCUUCUCCCAUCCGUGACUCUCAUCGUUGGCUGUGGGGUCUCCUCGCUCACCCUACUCCUCCUCAUCAUCAUCUACGUCUCCGUGUGGAAGUACAUCCGCUCCGAGCGCUCUGUUAUCCUCAUCAACUUCUGCCUGUCCAUCAUAUGCUCCAAUGCGCUCAUUCUUGUUGGACAAACUCAGGCUCGCAAUAAGGUGGUGUGCACACUGGUGGCAGCUUUUCUGCACUUCUUCUUCCUUUCCUCUUUCUGCUGGGUGCUGACAGAAGCUUGGCAGUCGUACAUGGCUGUCACUGGUCGUCUGCGCAACCGCAUCAUCCGCAAGCGCUUCUUAUGCUUAGGUUGGGGCUUGCCUGCAUUAGUGGUGGCUGUGUCUGUGGGCUUCACCAAAGCCAAGGGAUACGGCACUGUCAACUACUGCUGGCUGUCUCUGGAGGGCGGACUCCUCUACUCCUUUGUUGGCCCCGCCGCUGCCGUUGUUUUGGUGAAUAUGGUCAUUGGUAUUCUGGUCUUCAACAAGCUGGUAUCCAAGGACGGCAUCACCGAUGUGAAGCUGAAGGAGAGAGCUGGGGCAUCACUUUGGAGCUCCUGCGUGGUUCUGCCCCUGUUGGCUCUCACAUGGAUGUCUGCUGUACUCGCCAUCACCGACCGCCGUUCCGCCCUCUUCCAGAUCCUCUUUGCCGUCUUCGACUCCCUAGAAGGUUUCAUCAUCGUCAUGGUCCACUGCAUCCUGCGUAGAGAGGUUCAGGAAGCCGUUAAGUGCAGGGUAGUUGACCGCAAGGACGACGGCAAUGGAGAUUCCGGCAGCUCCCAUCACAAUGGCCACAACCAGCUGACGCAGUCCGAUAAUGAAAAGGAUGGAGAUUCAAGCAGACAAGGAAUGAGCAGUUCCUCGGAAGAGAAGAUGUCGCCACCCCAAAUGCCUCUUCCCAUGGGCCCCAACUUCCACACUUUGCCAUCCAGCAAGAGCCACAUGCAAGCUGUUCCUGAAUAUUCCAGCCACACUCUCACACUGAAGAGAGAAAAGGGCCGUCUGGCGGGCGGAGUCGACCCAUCCUGCGGAAAACCCGUGUACGUCUGCGAGGGGGAGCUGUUCCAGCAGCUGGAUGCUGAUCUCGCUCUGGUUCAAGCGGAGGGCGGCGUCCCUGCCGGCAGCGGUUACGUGCUCAUGCCCAACACCACGUCCACCCUGAGGUCCAAGCCGAAAGACGACGCGACAAAGUACAACAUCGGCGUGGAACAACUGCCGCAGGCCAGACUCAUGCACCUGGGCGGGCCCUUUGCCGAGCCGCAAACCGCCUUUGGGAUCAAGUCCAUCCCGCCUGACCAGAUCAGCGUGUCCUAUUCCGAGAGGGACUCGCCCAUCCAAAAUAUCCACAAUAUGUCCAGCGAGUCUCACAUCACCCACAGCAGCCUGGAGAACACCUUUGAGUCCAUGAACUCCAUGAUGUCAAAAAGCGAGACCAUCUCCACCUUAUCCAUGAGCUCCUUGGAGAGGCAAAAGUCGCGGUACGCUGAGCUGGACUUUGAGAAAAUAAUGCACACAAAGAAGCGCCACCAGAAUAUGUUCCAGGACCUGAACAGGAAGUUACAUCAUGGGGAUAAGGACAGAGAGUCGCCUGCUUCUGACAGCAAGUCUGUGAGAUGGAGCGUAUCAUCAGCAGGAAGUGACAAAACGAACCACAGCGACAAACAGCAGGCUCCCAUUGAGAGGCCUUGGGAAGCGGUACGGGGAUUACCACAGCAGUCUCCUCCCGCGUGGGUCCGCAAAGAUUUGGAACCCCUGGCUGCAUCGCCGCUGGAGUUGCACGCUGUGGAAUGGGAGAAGACGGGCACCCCCAUCCCUCUGGUGGGGCAGGACAUCAUUGACCUGCAGACAGAGGUCUGAAGGGGAUGGAGUUUGCAAGCCUUGUUUUACCUCGGUGCCCUGUUGGGCUCCUGUGUAGGUACAAUACAGGACUGCGAGAACGUAGGUCAGUGAAUCGAUGUCUUCAAACCCUCAGCGGGAGCAGGGGAAGGGGGGCGGGGUGAUGGAGUGGAAUGCUUGAUGAUUGUUUCCUCUCUGAGUGGACUUAAAGCAGCUCUACUUAGAGUGCUCAGGAGGUCAAAGGGCUGGUGAAAUGCUCUGCGGUCCAUGUAGGCCAGCACUGCCUGUGGUUCCUGUAAUGUACGCUGGCAACCAGGCCAGGCACGUCUGUGCUUCUUUGCAACUUAUGAGACAAACCGUACUUUUUUAGGGGGGAGGAAUGACCAGAACUCACGGCUGCUCCUCUUCCAGUCAAUGUCCCUUCCACAUGAGGCGAGAGCGCAUGUUCAGCAACCACUCUCACGCCUGGAGUCCAUCAUUUUUUGAUCAUUUGAUAGGCACAGGUUCUGUUUCUGAUACAUUUUGUCCUUUCUGUUGCCGUUCACGCCUGGAACUUUUUAAAGAUGAGACUCUUCCAUGAGACUUGUUUGUCAUUCAUAUCACCAUAGUUAUUAUCAGUGUUAUCAUCGCUGCUGUUGAUUAUUAUGUUUUUUUUAUAUUAGGGAUGGGCAUAAUCAUUGUUCAAGCAAUUAAGAAUUAUGCUGACUAAUCACGUCUUGGAGAAGUGGAGGGAAAAUUGAGUAGGCUUGGCUGCCACCAGCAGAGGCGCUUUUGAGUCAGUCGUUGAGGUCAUACCUGUCAACAUUUCCAUUUGCCGUAUACCGCUUGCCACGAAAUCCAUACACUCACAUUUUCUUUCGGGUGCGAUUGCUAAAUAGCCCGCCAUGGGGCCUAAGAAAGUUGCGAGUGCAGGCAAUUUGAUAAAGACGGUCAUAUUUUUGGGUUUCUGCAACAAAUUAAUUGGAUUUACAUGAUUUACUAUGGGAAAAAACAACAUCAUUUUGUAUUUUGUUGAACCAUUUGGAAUGAUUACAGUAAUCCCCCGCCGCAUCACGCUUCGAAUUUCACGGCUUCACUCUGUUACGUUUUUUCAAAAAUAUAUCAAUUAAUAAAUCAUUCUAAUAAAUGCAUAUUUAGGCCGAUUUGACAUAUUUUGCCUAAAUUAAGCAUUUUCAAGCAUAAAAAUGGCUAAAAUAACUCAAAUGCAAAUAUAAGGCAUUCAGAGGACGCAUUCAAAGACGUCGUGAUGAUAUGUAGUAUUCUACACUGGUCACUAGAUGUCAGUAAUGUUACUGUAAUGUUCAGUGAGUCACACAAGCACCAGACUUGAGUCUAUAUUAUGUCUUAUAUGUCCUAUUUUUUCUUAUUAUGUCUCCUAUAUUGGGUAAUUCAAGUGUGUAAAGUGUAAAGGUAACUAUAGGGGUGUUAUUUCAUGUCUAGAGGACUCUAAUCUCGUAUUUAGAAGGUCGUAGACAGGUUUUCCGUGCUCUAACUUAGGAAAAAAUUCAAUUUGUUAAUAACUUCGCGGAAAUUCAUUUUUCACAUCUGGGUCUGAAACGAGGGAUUACUGUACAGCAAUAAACGAGGUACCACCGUAAAAGGGAAAUUUUCCGGAACAUAAAAGAAAAUGACGGAAAAUAAGGCACCCCCUUCCCCCCCAACGCGUGCGUUAUGAGCAGAAUGGAAGCAAUGCUGCUGAGAGUUCAAACACGGGAAAGUAUUAAAACGGGAGAGCGCCGGGAAAGACAGGCAAAGACCGUGAGUUUCCCGGGGAAAACCCCUUCAAGUAGCGUUAUUAUAUGCCAUACAACACCGGCAUUGAAACAGGAGUUCAGAACAUUCAGUGAGUGAUUCUCCCAUCCCAUUAAAAUAUACGUCAUUCAUGGAAAUUCUUUUAAAUGCCCAUCCCUGGUUUAUAUUUGAAUUAUGUAUGUUAUUUACAAUCUGCAAUGUAUUGUGAUCCAGUAUGCACUGCAAUGGGACAAACCGAGUAGUGAUGGAGGCGGUUACUCGUUUCCUCUUUUUUUCCCCCUCCAUUUCCUUCGACACCAAAGCACCAGCACCACAAUACAGACUCUUGACGCGGAGCAGUGCACUGUGGGAAUGGCUGGGCUUGGUUUGUCAGCCUUGCAGGACUAUUUGGACUUUGUUGAGGCUCCUGGCACUAAUGUGACAGUCGGCCUCUGGCUGUCAAGCCUUCAACACAUUUGUGUUUUCAGACCAUCAGUGUGAAACGGUGCAAUAUGAUGGGUGCUUGAUGCUCAAGCAAGACCAAUAUUAGGGUUUAGGCAUUUUUUUCUUACCAAUGAUUCAAAUCUUUUAUACCAUCUUCCUCAUAAUUACAGAGCAUAUAGACGCUAUAUGAGAAUAUAUUGUAUAACAAAUCUGUAUUAGUAAUUCAAGGAAUUUAUUAACUAGAGAUUUGUUAGCAUUAAACUCCAUAUUUGGAGGUGUCUGUGACAGGUAGAUCAUUGUACUUCUAUAAAGCAAACAUUGUAUAGAAUGAAUGAAUAUCUCUCCAAUUUGCUUCAGGAUGUUUGUUAUUACUCUCCACUGUGUCGCGAUGAGUAAUGGAACCUCAUGUCCUCUGUAAGAGUGUGUUUUUGAUAACCUUGUCAGUAAUUACCUGCCAAUUUUCCUAGUUCCUCUGUACUAGUCCAAUUCAUACCUCAAAGGACGUGUAUUGAAUAAUCAUUUGUAUUCUCUUGUCAUAACUUUGUUUUCCCCUCCCUUAAAUGUACAGUUUUCACAGCACAAAAUGAAUGUGAUUCAUUUCUAAUAAAAGAAUCUAUUACAUUA